GCGGCUGUUCCUGGAUAGAGUGUUCCCAGGAGCCUGAUCCAGACCCACUCAAGGCAGGACACCACAGUGAGGCUCCUGAUGGAGCAGCCACCGGAGCAGGAAGGGAUGCUCCCAGCCCCUUCCAAUGGGAAAGGGACUCCCCAGCUUCUAGAAGAGGCCAUUGGUGGGGAGGAAAAGCCGACUGGAAGCGAGGAGAUCCCAGCACCGGAUGCAUCUUGUGCCCCACAUCUCCCCCCCAUUGAGCAUCUGCAGGAGGAUGCUGAGGAGAAGCAGUGUGAGGAGGAUGGGGGGUCCCUGCCGGGUCCCCCCGUGUCCACCUCCAGUGCUGGGGCACUGGGGUUACCCUCAGAGCCCCCCCAGAUCCAGCCCCCGAGUCAGGAAGCGGAGGAGGAAUUCUACUGCGUGAAGUGGAUCAGCUGGAAGGGCGAGAGGACCCCGGUCAUCAUGCAGAGUGAGAACGGGCCCUGCCCGCUCCUCGCCAUCAUGAACAUCCUCCUCCUGCAGUGGAAGGUGAAGCUGCCCCCGCAGAAGGAGGUGGUCACGGCCGAGGAGCUGAUGGCACAUUUGGGGGACUGCAUCUUGGCCACCCAGCCCCGGGAGCCAUCGGAGGGGCUGCAGCUCAACUUCCAGCAGAACAUCAGUGACUCCAUGAUGGUGCUCCCCAAGCUCUCAACGGGGCUGGAUGUCAAUGUGAGGUUCACGGGGGUCUCAGACUUCGAGUACACACCGGAGUGCAUCGUCUUCGACCUCCUCAACGUCCCGCUCUACCACGGCUGGCUGGUGGACCCCCAGAGCCCGGAGGUGGUGCAGGCCGUGGGCAAGCUCAGCUACAACCAACUGGUGGAGAAGAUCAUCACCUGCAAGCAGGCGAGUGACUCCAGCCUGGUGAGCGAAGGGCUGGUGGCAGAGCAGUUCCUGGAGUCCACGGCCUCCCAGCUCACCUACCAUGGGCUGUGUGAGCUCACGGGGGCCGUCAGGGAGGGCGAGCUCAGCGUCUUCUUCCGCAACAACCACUUCAGCACCAUGAUCAAGCACAAGGGCCACCUUUACCUGCUGGUGACGGACCAGGGCUUCCUGCAGGAGGAGAAGGUGGUUUGGGAAAGCCUCCACAACGUGGAUGGGGACAGUUGCUUCUGUGACACCGAUUUCCACCUCAGCCACACACCGGGCAAGGAAGGGGCUGCUGCGGCCCCCCCAGAGCACCAACACCAGCAGAGACAAGUGGACCAGGAUUACCUGAUCGCGCUGUCCCUGCAGCAGCAGCAGGGGCAGGAACCCUCCACCCUCAGUGACCUGGAGCUGGCGCAGCAGCUGCAGCAGGAGGAGUACCAGCAGCAGCAGCAGCAUCCUCAGCAUCGCCAUCACCCCCAGCAGCAGCCACAGGCCCCAGUGCAGGGCCGGGGGCGGCCGCCCGGGGAGCAGAGGCAGCGGCAGAAGCCAGACUUGGACUGUGUCAUCCUAUAGCCCCUAUGGGGGCUCCUCAGGGGCUUGUGUGUGUGGGGGGGGUCCCCACAUCCAGAGACCCCCAACUUCCCAUCCUGGCCUCCAGGGUGU
Messenger RNA from Neopsephotus bourkii (Bourke's parrot), 1554 nucleotides. It is a transcript of the gene MINDY1, whose product is annotated as MINDY lysine 48 deubiquitinase 1. Gene Ontology annotation, molecular function: cysteine-type deubiquitinase activity; K48-linked deubiquitinase activity; cysteine-type carboxypeptidase activity. The record is from RefSeq and is a predicted model, not a curated record. The transcript has 9 exons. The coding region runs from base 79 to 1464 and encodes 461 amino acids. Gene Ontology annotation, biological process: protein K48-linked deubiquitination. NCBI's taxonomy places the organism in Eukaryota, Metazoa, Chordata, Aves, Psittaciformes, Psittacidae. Gene Ontology annotation, cellular component: cytosol; cell periphery.